Messenger RNA from Varanus komodoensis (Komodo dragon), 768 nucleotides. RefSeq names its product fibroblast growth factor 14 (gene FGF14). Bases 1 to 768 code for a protein of 255 amino acids. Gene Ontology annotation, biological process: fibroblast growth factor receptor signaling pathway; cell differentiation; animal organ morphogenesis. The record is from RefSeq and is a predicted model, not a curated record. The transcript has 5 exons. Lineage: Eukaryota; Metazoa; Chordata; Lepidosauria; Squamata; Varanidae. Gene Ontology annotation, cellular component: cytoplasm. Gene Ontology annotation, molecular function: fibroblast growth factor receptor binding; growth factor activity.
AUGGCUGCGGCUAUCGCCAGCGGCUUGAUCCGGCAGAAGCGCCAGGCGCGCGACUUGCAGCACUGGGACCGGCCUUCGGCCAGCAGGAGGCGCAACAGCCCCAGCAAGAACCGCGGGCUUUGCAACGGGAACCUGGUGGAUAUCUUCUCCAAGGUCCGCAUCUUUGGCCUCAAGAAGAGGAGGUUGCGGCGCCAAGGUGUGUGUGCCUGUGCGCCGCAUCCCCAGCUCAAGGGCAUAGUGACCAGGUUAUAUUGCAGGCAAGGCUACUACUUGCAAAUGCACCCUGAUGGAAGUCUGGAUGGAACCAAGGAUGACAGCAGUAAUUCUACAUUGUUCAACCUUAUACCAGUGGGACUUCGAGUCGUUGCUAUCCAGGGUGUAAAAACAGGCUUGUAUAUAGCCCUAAAUGGAGAAGGGUUCCUUUAUACAUCAGAACUUUUUACACCAGAAUGCAAGUUUAAGGAGUCUGUUUUUGAAAAUUAUUAUGUAAUCUACUCAUCAAUGCUAUACAGACAACAAGAGUCAGGUAGGGCCUGGUUCUUGGGGCUCAAUAAAGAAGGGCAAGUCAUGAAAGGGAACAGAGUGAAGAAAACGAAACCAGCAGCUCAUUUUCUACCGAAGCCAUUGGAAGUUGCCAUGUAUCGGGAACCAUCCUUGCAUGAUGUUGGAGAAACAGUGCCCAAGCCUGGGGUGACUCCAAGUAAAAGCACAAGUGCAUCGGCAAUAAUGAAUGGAGGCAAACCAGUUAACAAGGUUAAGACGACAUAG